This is a messenger RNA of Heterostelium album PN500, 825 nucleotides long. RefSeq lists its product as uncharacterized. NCBI's taxonomy places the organism in Eukaryota, Evosea, Eumycetozoa, Acytosteliales, Acytosteliaceae. The transcript has a single exon. Bases 1 to 825 code for a protein of 274 amino acids. The record is from RefSeq and is a predicted model, not a curated record.
AUGGGAGGAAAACAAUCAAAACCAGCCAACGACUGUGAAAGCAAGUUAACUGCAAUCAGUCUUAGUAUAGACCAACAUUUGACGGCGGUUCUGCGUUCAACCGAAAUCAAAAGUCUAAAGCCAGAUCACCGAAAUGAGUUCCUUGCACUUACUAAUGAGUACCACAACAACAUUGACCAAAAAGUAAAAAUAACCACUGCCAUUUCAAGAGAAAUUACAUUAUACAAAUUAAAGAAAAAUCAAGGAAAUACUUCAUAUCAAGACCAUAUCAAUAACAUUAGAUCCUAUAUUGAACAACUGGUUAGAGAAGAUAAGUUUAAAGAGAUCAAACAAAGAUGUGAGAAACUUAUGCUCAGCAUAACAUGUGAGGAAAGUUACUCUGACAGUUUAAAGAGAAAUUGGAAGAUGAUUACUGGAGGAAUUGGAUUUGCUUUUGGUGCUGCAAUCUUGGUAAUAUUGGUUGUUUUGCAUUGUAUUCCAAUAGUACAUUUUGUACUUGGAAUUGGUGCUUUUAUUGCAGCAUGUAUAUUAGGUGUAUUGGGUAUUAUCUCUUCUAUUAUUUUAAUAAUUAAUGGAAACAGGGCUACAGAAACUCUAAAAAAGGAUUUUGUGAUACUAAGUGAAAUUUUAGCAAAAAUGGAUAUAAAUGGACAGCAAAAUCAUGUUAUACUCGGACAGAUUGAAGGAAUGGAAAAGAUGAAAGAGAAUGAUAGUCUAGAAGUCUUCAUAAUAGAUAUUGAAAAAGCUUGCAAGAAAUUCAAUCAAGUUGUCCAAAAUCAGUAUAGCUCAUUUUUUGGAUCCGUCAGAUCUAUUUUUUGGAGAUAA